Hyposmocoma kahamanoa is the source of this 6403-nucleotide messenger RNA. It is a transcript of the gene CPR146, whose product is annotated as collagen alpha-1(III) chain-like. The transcript has 22 exons. Bases 110 to 6094 code for a protein of 1994 amino acids. Lineage: Eukaryota; Metazoa; Arthropoda; Insecta; Lepidoptera; Cosmopterigidae. The record is from RefSeq and is a predicted model, not a curated record.
CGCGGAGAACGGGUUAAGCGGAUUUCGCGCGGCCUGUGUCGUACGGCCUUAAUUUGUGUUGGAGCUAACGUUCUGAAAACAGGAGGCCGUAGCGGCCUACUCCCGUGCCAUGGGGCCGGGAACGUUUAUUUAUUUUUUGGUGGCACUGGCAUUAACGCAUGCUGGUGAGGACACACCAAGCGAGGACAAAAAUCCCGAACCUGUAUCGACACUCCGGUCGAGUCGACAAUAUGGGAACCACGGUCCUGGAGAUCCAAACGAGGUGGUCGUCGACAUCGAGGAUGACGAGAAGACGCAGUAUUAUGAAACCAAUUACGACACCAACGCAUACGGUUUCGGCUACGACGUAGGCCCUAAUGGCCAAUUCCACCACGAGAACCGAGGUCCAGACGGCGUGACAUACGGUUGCUACGGUUACGUAGACCCUGACGGCUACCUCCGCGCUACGCACUACGUGGCUGACAGCCAUGGAUACCGGGUUGUCGAGCCAGAGAAACCGGUUGAGGUCUUCCCGGAAGAGAAACAUGAGUAUGAUGAAAACUCAAUAAACCAACCGACAGAAGCGACACCCGGUCAAGUAAUCCCAUGGGCGAAACUGUACUUCCCUAAGGGUUGUGGUAGGACCCCAGGUGGAACCCCUCCCAAACCACGUCCUCCAGCACCGCCACGACCGCCGAAGCCCCCUCCGGACAGUUCUGGUCAAACCAGCAAUCCUAGUCCGGGUGUUGUGCCUCCUGGAGGUUACUACCCUGGUACACCAGGCACUCCUGGUACUCCUGGUACACCUGGUUCGCCUGGAAGUCCAGGAACCCCCGGUUCACCAGGUACACCCGGUGGUCCCGGCGGUCCCGGCGGGCCCGGUGGCCCAGCAGGUCCUGGAGGAUAUUACCCAGGACAACCAGGAACUCCAGGAUCUCCGGGUUCUCCAGGUUCACCAGGUGGCCCGGGUGGUCCUGGUGGCCCAGGUGGCCCUGGCGGCCCAGGAGGCCCUAGUGGCUCAGGCGGUUCAGGCGGUGGGUACUAUCCUGGUCAACCUGGCAGUCCAGGCUCACCUGGCUCCCCAGGUGGUCCAGGCACCCCUGGUUCCCCCGGUACUCCAGGAACUUCUGGUACCCCGGGAACUCCCGGUACACCAGGCUCAGGUGGUGGAUAUUACCCUGGUGGACCUAACGGGCCAAGUGGACCAGGAGGCCCAAGCGGCCCAGGAGGUUAUCCAGGCCAACCAGGCACUCCCGGCAGUCCAGGUACCCCAGGUUCUCCAGGUGGUCCAGGUGGUCCAGGAGGUCCAGGUGGGCCUGGUGGCCCUGGUGGCCCAGGUGGUCCUAGCGGUCCAGGCGGCUCAGGAGGCAGCUACUAUCCUGGUCAACCUGGCAGUCCUGCCUCACCCGCCUCCCCUGGUGGUCCAGGCAGUCAAGGCGGACCAGGCGGCCCAGCUGGAUCUGGCACGUACUAUCCCGGUCAACCUGGAAAACCAGGCUCACCUGGUAGUCCCGGAACACCUGGUACUCCCGGUACACCUGGAGGUCCAGGUGGUCCAGGAGGUCCAGGUGGACCUGGCGGCCCUAGUGGUCCAAGCGGCUCAGGAGGCGGCUACUAUCCUGGUCAACCCAGCACCCCUGGUACACCCGGCGGACCUGGUGGUCCAGGCGGACCAGGUGGCCCAGCUGGAUCUGGCACGUACUAUCCCGGCCAACCUGGAAAACCAGGUUCACCUGGUAGUCCCGGAACACCUGGUACUCCCGGUACACCUGGAGGUCCAGGAGGCCCAGGAGGUCCCGGCGGCCCCGGACGUCCACCAUCCGGAGGUUACUACCCUAGUCAACCCGGUCAACCUGUCACGCCCGGCUUACCUGGUACACCAGUCUCACCUGGUACGCCAGGCUCACCUGGUACGCCAGGCUCACCUGGUACGCCAGGCUCACCUGGUACGCCAGGCUCACCUGGUACGCCAGGCUCACCUGGUACGCCAGGCUCACCCGGUACACCCGGAACCUCCGGCGGCUCAGGGGAACAAGGACAGCCGGGAUACCCCGGACAACCCGGUCAACCAGGAACUCCGGGACAGACUGGUUACCCAGGACAACCGGGACAACCUGGCUACCCAGGACAACCAGGAACUCCAGGAGGCCCUGGCCAGCCCGGAUAUCCAGGACAGCCUGGCCAACCAGGAACACCAGGUAGCUCUGGACAACCCGGAUACCCAGGUCAGCCCGGACAACCAGGAUACCCCGGACAACAAGGACAGCCUGGUCUACCAGGAACACCAGGUAGCGCAGGACAGCCCGGAUACCCAGGGCAGCCUGGACAACCAGGCCAACCAGGAUACCCCGGACAACCAGGACAGCCUGGACAACCAGGGCAAGCUGGUUACCCAGGUCUGCCCGGAAGCUCAGGACAACCUGGACACCCAGGACAGCCAGGAUACCCAGGACAGCCCGGACAACCAGGUUACCCUGGUCAACCAGGACAGCCUGGACAACCAGGAACUCCAGGACAACCCGGAUAUCCAGGUCAACCAGGUCAGCCAGGUUACCCAGGACAGCCUGGAUACCCAGGACAGCCAGGAUACCCAGGACAGCCCGGACAACCAGGAUACCCCGGUCAACCAGGACAUCCUGGACAACCAGGAACUCCAGGACAACCCGGAUAUCCAGGCCAACCAGGUCAACCAGGUUACCCAGGACAGCCUGGACAACCAGGACAACCUGGCUACCCAGCGCAGCCUGGACAACCAGGAACACCAGGGCAACCAGGAUCCCCAGGAAAGCCAGGUAGCCCAGGACAAACUGUACAACCAGGUCAGCCAGGAUACCCCGGACAACCAUCAUUGCCUGGACAAACGGGGAUACCAGGACAACCCGGUUACCCUGGCCAGCCAGGUCAACCAGGUCAACCCGGACAACCAGGACAAUCCGGACAACCAGGUCAGCCAGGAAACCCAGGACAACCUGGAUACCCAGGACAGCCAGGACAUCCAGGACAACCAGGGUACCCCGGACAACCAGGAUACCCCGGACAACCAGGAUACCCCGGACAACCAGGAUACCCCGGACAACCAGGACAACCCGGGCAACCAGGAACUCCAGGACAACCGGGAUAUCCAGGCCAGCCUGGUCAGCCAGGUUACCCAGGACAGCCUGGACAACCAGGACAACCUGGCUACCCAGGACAGCCAGGAACUCCAGGGUACCCCGGUCAGCCUGGACAACCAGGAACACCAGGACAACCUGGCUACCCAGGAUACCCAGGACAACCUGGAACCCCAGGACAGCCAGGAUACCCAGGACAGCCUGGCCAACCCGGCCAGCCGGGAUACCCAGGACAGCCAGGUCAACCUGGUGGUCCGGGACAACCUGGACAACCAGGUCAGCCAGGAGUUCCAGGACAGCCAGGAUUCCCAGGACAGCCUGGCAUACCAGGACAACCCGGUCAGCCCGGACAACCUGGAUUCCCAGGACAACCCGGACAAUCUGGCUACCCAGGACAACCAGGACAGCAAGGCCAGCCAGGAUCCCCGGGGCCACCUGGUACACCAGGACAACCCGGUCAACCCGGACAACCUGGAUCGCCAGGACAACCAGGACAACCAGGUGGGCCAAAUCAACCAGGGCAACCAGGACAGACAGGUAAACCUGGUCAACCAGGACAACCAGGACAUCCAGGACAACCCGGUCAACCAGGUCAGCCAGGAAAACCUGGUCAACCAGGACAAUCAGGACAGCCUGGUCAACCAGGACAGCCAGGAUACCCAGGACAGCCUGGUCAACCCGGAAAGCCUGGGUACCCAGGUCAACCUGGGCAACCAGGGCAACCAGGACUACCAGGUCAACAGGGGCAACCAGGACAGCCAGUUCAGCCAGGAAAACCUGGUCAACCAGGGCAACCAGGAUAUCCAGGACAACCCGGUCAUCCAGUUCAGCCAGGACAGCCAGGAAUUCCUGGUCAACCAGGACAAUCGGGAUACCCAGGACAACCCGGUCAUCCAGGACAACCUGGUCAAUCAGGACAACCAGGAUAUCCAGGACAACCUGGUCAACCAGGACAACCCGGUCUGUCAGGACAACCAGGGUAUCCAGGACAACCUGGCCAAACAGGACAACCCGGUCAACAAGGGCAACCGGGUCAGCCAGGGCGCCCAGGACAAUCAGGAUACCCAGGGCAACCUGGACAUCCCGGUCAACCAGGCCAACCCGGUCAACCAGGGCAACCAGGUCAACAAGGGCAACCAGGACAGCCAGGGUACCCAGGUCAACCAGGGCAACCAGGACAACCAGGUCAACCUGGACGUCCUGGACAACCUGGACAACCUGGUCAACCAGGACAAAUCGGGCAACCAGGACAACCAGGUCAAACAGAACAUCCAGCUCAGCAAGGGCAAACAGGACAGCCUGGGAAGCCUAGUCAACCAGGACUGCCAGGACAGCCAGGAUACCCAGGACAACCAAGCCGACCAGGUCAACCAGGGCAACCGGGAUACCCUGGACAGCCAGGACAUCCAGGACUACCUGGCCAACCGGGACAACACGGUCAACCAGGGCAACCAGGACAACCAGGUCAACAAGGCCAACCUGGACAGCCAGGACAGCCUGGUCAACCUGGCCAGCCAGGACAGCCAGGAUACCCAGGGCAACCUGGUCAACCGGGACAACCCGGCCAACCUGGACAGCCAGGACAGCCUGGUCAACCAGGCCAGCCAGGACAGCCAGGAUACCCAGGACAACCUAGCCAACCAGGACAAUCCGGUCAAACAGGACAACCAGGAUACCCAGGACCAUCUGGUCAACCAGGACAACCAGGCCAGCCGGGACAGCCAGGAUUCCCAGGACAACCUGGCCACCCGGGACAACCCGGUCAACCAGGGCAACCCGGUCUACCAGGCCAACCAGGGCAACCAGGACAACCUGGACUCCCUGGACAACCUGGUCAGCAAGGGCAAACAGGGCAGCCUGGGAAGCCUGGUCAGCCAGGACCGCCUGGGCAGCCAGGAUACCCAGGACAACCCGGACAAACCGGGCAACCAGGGCAACCAGGGCAACCAGGACAACUUGGUCAACCAGGACAGACUGGUCAGCCUGGACAACCAGGAUACCCUGUACAACAGGGCCAACCCGGUCAACAGGGACAACCAGGACAACCAGGAUACCCAGGACGACCUGGUCAACCAGGACAACCCGAUCAACCAGGGUACCCUGGACAACCAGGACAACCAGGAUACCCGGGACAGCCUGGUCAACCAGGAACACCAGGACAACCCGGUUACCCAGGCCAGUCAGGUCAGCCAGGCAGCCCAGGACAACCCGGAUACCCAGAGCAUCCAGGACAAGCAGGUCAACCAGGACAACCCGGUCAGCAAGGGCAACCAGGACUACCAGGACAACCAGGACAGCCAGGAUACCCUGGACAACCUGGUCAACCAAGUCAAACCGGUCAACAAGGGCAACCAGGCCAGUCAGGAUACCCAGGUCAACCAGGGCAAUUGGGACAACCUGGACAACCGGGUCAGCCAGUCACACCGGGCCAACCUGGACAAUAUCCUGAAGGUCAGCAGCCAUCUGGAACAGGCGUACAGCCUCCACCCAACCCUCCGGGUAGUCAAAUGCCACCGUUCCCUAUCUACGUCAUACCAUACCCGCUGCCUAUCGUGCCUAGUCCCGGAAUGUGUCCUUGCUACCUCUUGAACCCCGGUAGCAAUGGUACAACAGAAACCCAAGGCCAAGGUCAACAGCCGUCUAAUAAUGUCGGUAACUACGCUCCAUACGGUAUUAUAGGAUAUGUGCCGGUAGUCUUCGUGCCAUAUUGCCCUGGUAACAAUAAUAACAUGCAAACUGCCCAGCAAAACUUCCCUGGCGCUGUUCCAGUACCUUAUAAUUGUGCCCAAUGCCAAGCCAAUAGGGAUGUUUACCGCUAUUACGGCAGACUUGGUGGAGCACGUAGCUCCAACUUCGGAGACCUAAAAGAAAUUAAAUCUUUAGACGAAUUGGAUCACCUGUUAAAAAAACAAAUUAAGCCUAUGACGAAAAGUCUUGGUCAAAUCUCAGUUCAUCCAAGAGUACUUGAUGACGAGAAAGAUGACGGUAAAUCUUUAAAUAUAUAAGAAAAUUUUGCUCGUAUGGCGAGAUAUAUAAUUAUAAUAACGAAGGAGGGUAGUAAGUGAUACUCUCUCUUAAGUAAAUUUUGAGAUUGCCCGAUAAACGAUUUCUUGGACGGUCUCAAAAUAUUGUCUCAAUGGACAAAAGUAUGUUUUAAGCAUAUUUAUUUUCAAACUGUAUUUUUUGUUUAUGGAAAAAGCGUUAACUCGUUAUAUUAUGCAAGACGUAUGUAAUAUUUACAGAUUAAAUUUCAAAUGUUUUAAUUUUAUAAGUUAAAGAGUUACAGUUCGCGCUGCCAUUUUGAAAUGAAAUAA